This is a messenger RNA of Anoplopoma fimbria (sablefish), 549 nucleotides long. RefSeq names its product CD59 glycoprotein-like. Lineage: Eukaryota; Metazoa; Chordata; Actinopteri; Perciformes; Anoplopomatidae. The record is from RefSeq and is a predicted model, not a curated record. The transcript has 4 exons. Bases 106 to 432 code for a protein of 108 amino acids.
AAACGGUCUGUUUACUUUCCCUGUUAGUGCUGUUACAAAAAUCCUCUUCUUCAUGAGCUCAUAGACGUUUUCUUCACAUUCACAGACGCGACAGUGCUUUCAGUCAUGAUGAGGAGUUCUGUGUUGUUUUGCCUGGCUGUCAGCUUUGCCAUGUUUGGAUUUGGCCUCUCUCUGCAGUGUUACACCUGCCCCGAUGGCUCCUCCACCAGCUGUGAAGUAAAGCAGCAGUGUAGCCAAGGAGAAGACAGCUGCCUCAAACUCACCAGUGGUGAAAAUACCUACACUCGAUGUAUGAGGUAUGCAGACUGUGACUUCAUGAAUCUGGCCAUCAGAUAUCCCCUGGCUGAGUUUGUCUUCGACUGCUGUAACUCAGACCUCUGCAAUGGCCAAAAAAAGAGUGCGUUCCAGAAAUUUAAGGAUUUCUUUGGUUAAGAAAUAAAAAAAGAAGAAAAUAAAUCUGAACAAAUGUAUAUUCUUCCAUUUAGUGCGUAAUUGUGGUACCACUGAUGUACAUUGUUCACUAAACAAUAAAGUCUUGAUUAAAUUAUA